Messenger RNA from Rodentolepis nana, 381 nucleotides. Lineage: Eukaryota; Metazoa; Platyhelminthes; Cestoda; Cyclophyllidea; Hymenolepididae. The record is from the annotation of a GenBank genome assembly.
AUGUUUCUUCUACUAACUAUUGCGUACUCAUCAUUUGCUACAACUUCUAACGACGAGGGACAUGAGUACGUUGACUACGGAAGACUGCAACUUGGAGAGAAUGGUCAAGGCAACGUUAAAUAUACUCUUAAACCUGCUUCUUCCUCCAGUACUGGACAGAGGCAUAAAGUCAUCUGGAGAGGUGGAGCUAGUUACCCUGGCUACAAAAGAUAUGACCAAAAGGAUUGGGCUAAGAAGGUGACCUCGAGCCCUCGAACUUAUGCAACUCCCUCGCCUGCAAGGCGGGGGCGAACCCGGAUUACUGUUCCUCUGCGCAACAAGCAACGUGCCAAUGAUAAGAAAUAUCGUGAAGGUCUCCUAGAGCUUGCUGAUCUUGCAUAA